This is a messenger RNA of Tetrahymena thermophila SB210, 276 nucleotides long. Its product is annotated as tetratricopeptide repeat protein. Gene Ontology annotation, molecular function: protein binding. The record is from RefSeq and is a predicted model, not a curated record. The transcript has 2 exons. Lineage: Eukaryota; Ciliophora; Oligohymenophorea; Hymenostomatida; Tetrahymenidae.
AUGAUUUCUAAACACAGCUAAGCAUUUGAACAGCUGGGAUAUUUAUUUAACAAAAAAGAAAUGUAUGAUAAUGAUGCAAUUACGCUCAUUUAGAAGGCUGAUUAACUUGAUCCUAAAGACAGCUGGGAGGGAUUAUCAUUUCUGAAAAAAGAAAUUUGGGCAUUUGGAAAGCUGGGAUAUUUAUUUUAUAAAAAAGAAAUGUAUGAUCAUGCAAUUCCAUUCUUCUAGAAGGCUGUUUAACUUGAACAUAAGUACAGCUGGGAUUAUCAUUUCUGA